AUGAUAAAUAAUACGUCGGCUUUUCAAGAUGCUCUUGCACGUGCUCGACAAGUAGCACAAAAGAUAACAGCAGCAGCACCGAAUGCACCUGCAACUUCAUCAUUAAAACGACCGAAUAAUGAUGAUGAUUUUUCUAAUAAACGUCCAGCAUUUACUUCACCAACACAGUCAAACGAUAUUCCGCCACCUGUUCUACGUGCUCAACUCGUUGCCCAACAAAUAAAUUCUCAACUAGGUGUUAAAUCAUCGCCAGCCGAUCUAUCGUCAUUUCCAUUAUCCAACCAAUCAACAUUUCAAGAAGAUUAUAAAAUUCCAGAUAAAUUUGUCGGCCUAAUUAUCGGUAAAGGAGGUGAACAAAUUAUUCGACUUCAAGCCGAAAGUAGCUGUAAAGUUCAAAUAUGUCAAACACGACCUGAUCCUGUGCCCGGUGGCCCGAAUCCACCUGAUCGUUUAGCUAAUCUAUCUGGUUCAAGAGAGGCUAUUGAACGUGCCAAACGCAUUAUGGAUGAUAUAAUAGCAAAAGGAAAAAUGGCUGAAGGUGGUCCAAUGGGUAUUAAUCCAUAUUCAAUGGGUGGAACAAAUAUUAAAUCCAUUGAUGUUAUGUUGCCAUCGGCUAAAUGUGGAUUAGUUAUUGGAAAAGGUGGAGAAAAUAUAAAACGUGUGUCAGAAGAAUUUGGCGUGAAAAUGUACGUCGCUCAGGACACAACCGAAAUCGAUGGUAUUGAGCAUAAACCAUUAAAAAUGACUGGAGAAGCUGAUAAAGUCGAACGCGCAAAACAAUAUAUACUAGAUUCGCUAGCUAAAUCUGGUGGUAUACCGAUGCCAAAUCGUUUCAAUUCGAAUUCAUCUAAUACAACAUCAUUUAAUGACUAUGGUUCACGAACUGGUGGUACACCAAUGAGUGGUCCAUGUAAUGAAGCUACUUAUCAUGCACCUCAUGAUAAAGCUGGAAUCAUCAUUGGCAAAGGUGGUGAAAGUAUCAAAGAAAUAAAUCGAAAAUCAGGUGCUUUUGUUGAACUCGAUAAAGCUUAUACACCUGCUAUUGGAAAUUCAUCAGAUAGAUUAUUUAAAUUACGUGGUACACCAGAACAAAUUGUUCAAGCACAACAAUUAAUGUAUGAAAAAAUUAUUAAUAGUCCGGGUGGCCCUGGUGAUAUGCUAACGCCGUCACAAUUUCAGCAGCAAUUCAAUUUACCAUUACUUGGAUCUAGUGUAGCUGAUUCAUGGAGUGGAAACAAUGACCCUUAUGCAAAUGAUACUAACGGAGCAGCUGCAAGCGAUCCUUACAGUCAAUGGGCUAGUGCUUAUGGACAAUGGCCUGCAAUGAAUCCUUAUGAGAAUAGUACAUCAAAUAAUAAUUCCUCGUCUAGUACAGAUGCAUCGGCUAUGUCACAGAUGGAUCCAGCUUGGGUAGCUUAUUAUCAAUCGAUGAAUUAUUAUAAUAUGAUGCAAGCAAGUAUGACCGGAACGACAUCGUCAGCUGCAGCAACAAGUACAGCAAAAGCCACAGAUUCAACAGCUACAAGUUCAACAACAGCUGCAGUCAACGCAACUACUGGACAACCGGACUAUAGUCAACAAUGGAUCGAAUAUUAUCGAUCAGUCGGACAGAAUGACAUUGCCGAUCAAAUUAUGCAACAAAUGAAAGAGUCCGGUUCAAGCUCAGCAACGGGAUCCAAUAGCAGCAGUUCAACGGCUGCAGCACAAGCUGCUGCCGCCGCUGCAAUGAUGAUGUCAGCUAGUAAUCCGUGGGCAGCUUAUGCACAACAAUGGAAUGGUGGUGCAAAUGGUGUCGGUCCAACGGCAGCAAAUACUACCAAUGGCAGCAGUUCAUCAAAUGCACCCUCGUCUUAA
Messenger RNA from Rotaria socialis, 1854 nucleotides. Lineage: Eukaryota; Metazoa; Rotifera; Eurotatoria; Philodinida; Philodinidae. The record is from the annotation of a GenBank genome assembly.